Messenger RNA from Salvelinus sp. IW2-2015, 3409 nucleotides. The record is from RefSeq and is a predicted model, not a curated record. NCBI's taxonomy places the organism in Eukaryota, Metazoa, Chordata, Actinopteri, Salmoniformes, Salmonidae.
UGGGGAUGGGCGUCGUUGUUGAGUCGAGGUGAGGGCACCACGCCUUUUGGACGCGAGGGAACGAGCUCAGAAUUUCUUAAAUGUACUGUACUACGUUUUCUCAUAUCAAAGACAGUACAGUGUGAAGACAGGCUAAAACUGCUUAUCCAAUAGAAAUCCCCGAUCGCGCUUGUAUGCAAUGCCAUGGGGACAGUGUCUUCGGGUCGAUCGGUCGUCUCACACCGAACUGCGCAUGUAAAGGCUGUCAACUCAAAGAUAUAAAGUUGUUUUUUGACGAAAAUGAAAACGUGUCAGUUUGUCGAGGUUGGAGUAAGAACAUGUUCAACUACUUAAGACAUUGUCUCUAAUCUAGGUUCUGCCUUUAUAUUUCGAGAAAAUGAAUAACUAAAGGAAUAAUUUUUCACUUCUCUCAUUGACUCCUCAAACCUGCCUGGUCUGUUUCGCAAGCAUUCCCGGAAGAAUUGUGAUGUUGCGCCUCUGGGUUUAGAAACUCUGUGCUCAUGUUCUCCAUCCCCCCGCCCACACAUUCCAAAAGGUGCUUGACCGAACCCUGACGUGUCCAAUGAGGAAAGUAAGUUCCGUUGAGGGCGGGUAGUUUGGGAUUUCAUUGGGGAAGGACUUCCUCCGUAGUUGCCGUUGGAUGGAAGCUGCGCUGCGUAGGUGACACGUAACUAAAAUUGAAAGUGUUGUAGGCCUCGUACAUAUCGGGAUUUUGAUUUCUAUUACAGUGAUUGACAAAAUCUGAACGCGUUGCAAUGGGAAUCUGUUACAUCCGGUCUGGUUUUGUUUCCGAAUAGAGUGAACAUUGCUUCUACAUUAAGCACAAUGACAAAUUCUGCUUCUCAUGAAAUAUCGGAGUGAGUUUGCUCUGUGUAGUGUUGUCAAACGAAAAUCCAAGGAAAAGUAAAAACAAACUGGGAUUCCUUCGUGGAUGUGGCUACACCGUUUUGUGGGCCAAAAUGAAUCCAACAUAUUCACUAAACUUGCCUCAACUCGAAAGUGUUUCUGCUCCCUCUGUUUAAUAAUGCUUGGGGACGACUGAGGUGAGAAGGGGUUUGAGGUAGUUAUUAGUAGAAAGUUUAGACAAAGUUUGCACAGCAGUGACCCGACGAUCGCUUGUGCAGGCGGCGGGGAGGGGAGCGAUUCAAUCAUGGGAAACGGAGUGUGUUCUCGGAGGCAGCGGAGAGUCUUCCAGUCUCUCCUUCUCAUCACGGUGGUUUUCGGAAUGAUUUAUGGCGGGAUGAUAUCGUAUGAGAUGCACAAUCAGUUGAAGAGGACUGAGGCGAUGGCUGUCAAGUACCAGCAACACCAAGAGUCGCUCUCGGCGCAGCUUCAAGUCGUGUAUGAGCAUCGCUCGCGGCUAGAGAAGUCUCUGCAGAAGGAACGUGUGGAACACAAGAAGGCCAAAGAGGAUUAUCUGGUGUAUAAACUUGAAACCCAACAGUCUCUGAACAAGGAGAAGCAGGACUCCAGCAGCAGAUUGAACUCUUUACAUGGGCAGCACCAGAUGCUGAAGAAGCAGCAUGAGGACCUGAAGAAGCAGCACUAUGACCUGCAGGAGCAGCAUCAGAUUCAGGGAGAGGACCACGGCAAGGCCUUGGACGAACACAAGGACCGCUUCGACAAACUACAGCAGACCAAAGAGAUGGAAGCCUCCAAACUCAAAGAGAAUGUGUAUAAUCUGGCGAGAGAGAAUAAGCAGCUGAGGAAAUCUCACCAGGACAUCCAUGUCACACAGCGCAGGAUGCACGGUUGUCUGAUGGUCUCUCCUCAGGUCCAGGUGGAUGAGUAUAAACAACUCAAAGAGACCCUGAUCAGAAUGCCCAGCCUUCAACAUGAUCAAAACCCCUCCCACCAACAGGCCCAGCCAGCUGCUGUAUUGGCAGAGCCCCAUGAACAGGCUCCACCCUCACCACAGUCAGCUGCUUUAUUCGCUGAGCCCCACGUAGAAGCACACACCCAUGAGGAAGACCAUGGGGACACACAAUCCAGGUUGCAUCUGCAGGAAGAGGAAGUGGGAAAGCCAGAGUUCCAGUCUCAGCCUGCCCAGUCCCACCAUGCCGAGAAAGAGGGAUAUGGGGAUGCAGAGGGGGAGGCAGAGAGGAGGAGAGAGCUGGCGGAGGAAGAGAUGGAGCAGGCCGGGCAGCCCCAGAAGCUGGAGGAGGAAUCUGAACAACCACAGGAGGACGAGGGGUUGGAGGCAGAACACGACCAGCCAGACAACAACGCUCUGGACCGUCAGAGACGCCAACCACAACUGGAUCCACAAAAUGACAUCCACCUCGUCCCUGAGACCCACCUGCAGCAGGAGGCCCACGUGACCCAGGCGGAGCGGGUGAAGUCUGCCUACGAGCAGCAGAAGGAGCAGCAGCGCCUGGAGGCUGAGAGGACCCAGAGGACGAGGGAGCUCCAGCUGCGCCAGGAGGCCCUGCUGGCCCAGAGAAUGACCGUGCAGAGGGAGAGAGAGCUGCGUCUGCGAGCUCAGCACGAGAGAGAGGAGGAGCAGCAUCGAGAGGCGGACCGUCGGGAACAGCUACUGAAGAAAGAGCAGAUCAGGAAGAAGAGUAACUAUGAGAACAUGGACAAUGACAUCGUCCAAGGUGAUGAAGAACCUCAUAUUGAUGAUGACGAAGAGAGGGACCCUCACAUGGAGCAUGAUGAGGAGGAGCAAGAUGAAGAGGACCACCGAGUACCACAACUACAGGAGGGGGCGGUAGAGGGGGAGGUGGACCCAGAGGAUGACCCUAAUAACCAGGGAGAGGAUGAGUUUGACGUGGCAGAGGAGCAGCAUCUUCAGCAUAGGGAGGAAGAGGAGGCAGACACGCACCCUAACCCCAAUCACCCAGCCAUAGACGAGGAACUGGUGAUGGCGGUAAACCCCGAUCAGCAGGAAGACAAUCUGGAUGAGCUGUAUCCGGAGGACGAGGUACAGGAGGAUUUGGCCAGGGGGCAGAAGAGGGAGGAGGAGGAGGAGGAGCCAUACAACGAGGAGAACGGAGAACACGAUGACGUGAAAGAGCAAGAGGUCCCAGCAGAGAAAGAGGGAGAACACGGGAAAGGAGAGAUCCAGGAGGAGGAGAACUACGAAGACAAGGAGGUGGGGGUCGGACGGGACGAGCGGCCCAAUCGAAGGGAGAUGUGAGCUGGACAGAGACGAUGACCAAUGAGAGUGCCUUUCCCCAUCACUGGGAGCCAAUCAUAUCUCACUAUUGUUCCCUCCUAAAGGAGUAAAAUCAGACACCCACUCGGCAUUCCUAUUGGAAUGUCUGCUUGGAGAUUCCCUUUUGUUUUUGUGUGGGACUGGAACUCAUGAACUUCUGGACAGAAUUCUCCUACUGGAACUGGGAAUACUAUAUAUAUAUAUAUAUAUAUAUAUAUAUAUAUAUAUAUAUAUAUAUAUAUAUAUAUA